Doryrhamphus excisus (bluestripe pipefish) is the source of this 2906-nucleotide messenger RNA. RefSeq lists its product as uncharacterized. Lineage: Eukaryota; Metazoa; Chordata; Actinopteri; Syngnathiformes; Syngnathidae. The record is from RefSeq and is a predicted model, not a curated record.
UAAAAAACAUAAAAUCAAUGGCGUCAAAAUGAAGAUGUAGUAUUCCAGUGAAUAAAAUAAGUUUAGUCCACUUUACUUUCUUCUACGAAUAUUUCCAGGUGAGGUCAGGUGAAAGAGGAGGAGCCACACACGAGAGGAACAGGAAAAGAACCGAAGAACACUUGAACAUGAACAGGCGACACCCUUUAUAACAGGACAGAAAAUAACAAUGGAAAGAUUCGUUAUGUUCUAUUCUUAUUAAGUUGCUGAUUGAAUUGGGAGCAUGUUGUGUUAUCCUAAAUAGGGGCUAAAUAGAAAAGGGAAGCGAAACAAGCUCCUUUUACUGCACUUAAAAACCAAGUCUGAACUUGCUGGCACAGACCAGGAUUUAUCACGCAGAUGGCGCAGCAAGAAGAGCCUCUUUAUGACUUCCCUGAGCCCACCCAGACAUCAGAGUGCAAGUUCUCAGGCCACCAAAGAGCAUGUGGAUCCCUGAGGAGCAUCAGUGUACUGGACCGGCUUUUGUUGACGGUCCCUGUGUGGCUCCAGCUGUCAAUCAACCCUGCCACUGCCCUCCAUAUACUGCAAAGGGAGCCUCCAGGGACAUUCUUGGUGCGCAAGUCUCGCACAUCCAAAAGAAAUGUCCUGUGUGUGCGCCUGGUGGAUGAAAGCGUGCCAUCCUUUGUGCAGCAGUUUGGCAUCAGGGACGAACAUUCAACUCUGUCUCUGGAGACAUCGGCCAUCAGCUUCCCAGAUCUCCCAAGACUAAUUUCAUUCUACUGUGUCAGCAGAGAUGUAUUACCGUUCCCUCUGGAGCUUCCCGAAGCCAUCGCCAGGGCAACCUCUCACAAAGAGCUCGAGUCCAUCUCUCAUAUGGGAGUAGAAUUCUGGAGCUCACACCUGAAUGUCCGUGGCCCACGAGAGGCCCCAAAGACCCAGAAGAACAAGGAGAUGACCCCAGACUCUCCCGUCUCAGCCCCACCCACUGCUAACUCACAAACAAUCCCAACAUCCCAACUGAAUUCCGCCCCUCAGCCCGACACAGAACUUAAAACCAUUCCAGAAUCGGACCCCAAUUCCGCCCUGUUCCGCGAGUUCUGCCCGAUCGAGACGCGUAGCCCCAGAGAGUUGGACUGCGGUUCGGGCCUGGGCGCUCUCUGCUUCAUCAACCCUCUCUUCUUGCAGUCUCACAGUACCCUGUCAAAACGGCGCAUGAUGAAACGCAGCUUCAAGGUCCGGGUGUCCACCGAGACAUCCACUCUGCUGUCGCCUCCACUCGCUCCACCACCCCCGCCUCCCUUGAUGCCCAAAACUAAAGCAAAAUGUAAAGCUUUGAAGCAGACUGGGUCUCAGAACAUCAUACAGAACUCCCCUGAGGAGGCUCAGGAACAGGGUCAAACACUUAUGGAAGCUGCACAACUCCCAAUAGUGGCGAACCAUCCACCUGACGACACAGACUACAUGCAGCCGCCCCCAGCCAUCACAUCCUGCAUUUCUCCCUCUCUCUCUCCUUAUCUAGCACCACCCCUUCCUCCCAAAAUGUCAUCUUCCCUUCAAAACCCUUCCGGCACUUCUUCAGCCACUGACUAUCAAUUUCCAUCACUUUCACCCCAGGCUCCUAGUGCUUCACUUUCUCCCUAUGAGUCCCCAUCUUCUUCCCCCUUCUCUCUGUCACCAUUCUUUUCUCCAACCUUGUCUCAGCUGGCAGAGACUCGGCAAAAAUCACCCGAUUCAACAGGAACUCCAAAGCAAAGCCUAGAGAUGGUUUCCAAGGUGGAAAUAAACGAGUCCGAUCAAAUGGAGGAGCUACCCAAAGAAAUGGAAGCAGCUACAGUGGAUGACACAAGCAGUUGUAGUUCCUUCGAUAGCCGCAGAGAGGCAGCAGAGACGCCACGGCAGACUGCAGUACAACCAAGCAAUGACACUGUAAAUGUUACUGGAGGCAUUAAUUAUACACAGUGACAGUAUUCCACAAUAGUGUAAUGUGAAUAAUUUAAAUGCGGAAGCUACAAUUUGGGCCUUAUACACAGUCAUGGCAAAUAUUAGACCGCCAUUAUUUCCUUUUCAUUUUAAAGCCACGCACAACUAAAGGUACCUUUGUUUGGACAAAUAUAAUGCCAUAGCUAUUGAUGUAAGAACUUGAACUGAUUUUGGUGAACAAAACCACAAAAUGGCUGGGUAUAAUCUCUUAAAACAAGCUAUUUUUGUUGUAUUUGCAGAAACAAAUAUACCUUCAGUUGCACCAGGUAUUAUGUAAGUGAGUAACAUAAGCAAUAUGCACAAAAGUUUUUUUUUUUUUUUAAUCAAAUAUUUUAUUUUGGAACAUAUUUUCUGUCUCAGAUGCUCAAUAUUUGAAUGCUGUCCAAGUUAUUUCUAUCUACUGAAUCAGGUAAAAAUGUUUUGAUAUCCAAAAUGAAGAAAUUGCAGUAUUUUAACUUGUGAAAUCAACAAAAAUAGACAAGUUGUAUCAAUGCGUGUGUUUGAGCUUAUCAUGGACAGCAGGAGCAUAUCGAGGAACUGUUUUGUUGCGUCAACAAGUAGACAUUUGUCAGCAUUGAAAUGAAUGAAAUAUUACCAGAGUGAACAAGCGAUGUGGUUUUGUCUACAGUAGAUUUAAUACAUGAGGCUUUUAGUGACAUGUGAGUUAGUUGUAAGAGGACUAAUCUAAGAAGCCACUGAAAUCUAAUUGGAUUCUCAAAGAAGAAACGGCCAUCAACACCAACAGGAACAAUCUACUUUGCUCAACUCCAAGAGGUCUGCUUCUAGUUUGUCGUCGUCUUGGAAGCGCUCGGUGAAGGAUUGAAUCAAGCCUGAUGCGCUGCCUUCGUAUUCCACCAGCUCUACGCUCUCCUCUGGGGUACACAAAGACACAGAUGCUAAUUAAUGUCAUGUGUUUUGUGUUUGUUGUUAGUGAAGGCCCACGUAAA